AAGAAAAAAAAAAAAAAAAAAGCCCAAAAAUUUGUUUGAGGUUGCAGAGCCAAUCCAACAGGAUAUUUUUGGUUCUCUCACUCUCUCCCUCCUCUGUUAUCUCAUCACACAAUCUUCAGUCUCCUUCCUCUUUGUAUGUGCAUAUUUAAUAAUUUCCUUUUGUGGGCAAACUGUUUUUAUUUGAUUUGAUUUGAUUUUUUUCUGGGCAAAAAUUUUCAUGGGUACCAACGAUUUUGCACGUGCCGAUUUUUGUUUCCUUUUUAGCGGUAAAUAAGACGCAGAAUCCUUCUUAGCCUUUCUCUCGUCCCUGUUUUCCGCGAUUGCCGCAUGGGUUAAGCCGGUUUUCUUCGCCUGAAACCGGCCAUUAACAAAGAUCUGAAGGGGCAAUCCAUGCUUGAAACCUGGUGCGAAUUCUCAUAGAAGUUUGGGAUUUUUUUUGGUGUUAUUUGUGGUAUCAUGUCUGGGGCAGCAGGACAUGGCGUGGAGCAUGUAGGCUUGCCCAAAAUGGAGGCUAAAUCCAAACCCGAUUGUUGUAACCCGGUUAAGAAAUCGGGUCCCGUUUCAAUGGAACAUGUGCUUCUAGCAUUGCGUGAGACCAAGGAAGAAAGAGAUAUGAGAAUCCGGAGUUUGUUCAAUUUCUUCGAUUCCGCGAAUUUGGGAUACUUGGAUUAUGCCCAAAUCGACAAAGGUUUGUCUGCUUUGCAGAUUCCUGCGGAGUAUAAGUAUGCUAAGGAUUUGUUGAAAGUCUGUGAUGCGAAUAGAGAUGGGCGUGUGGAUUACCAAGAGUUUCGUCGAUAUAUGGAUGAUAAGGAGCUGGAGCUCUAUAGGAUAUUUCAGGCUAUUGAUGUGGAGCAUAACGGUUGCAUUUUGCCUGAGGAGCUAUGGGACGCCCUGGUUAAGGCUGGUACACCAUGCUUUUCAAUGCUUUACUUUUUGGGAAUUACGUGAUCGUAUUGAUAGUGAAUUUUCUUGGUGGAGCGUAUUUAGACUGUAAUUAUUCAAUGCUUAUUAAUUGCAGAAGGUGUUUGCUUUAUUGCUUUUGCAUGUCAUUGUCCUUUUCCUUGAUUGAAAUGUUGCUAGUUUAAUUAGAGGGAGUUGUUUUUACCUUGUUAGAUUGGAAAACUUAGCAUGCUGUAAUGCCAAGAAAAGAAAGAAAAUAAGAUCUUAAAGAAUCAGGUAUGAAAUAACAUAUAGUGGGGGCAAUAGAUUUUUGCAUCAAAGAACUCAACAUCAGCAUUGAAAAGAUUCAUAAUUGUUAAUUAAUGAUAAUAAAGAAGAUGGUAAAAAAUCUUAAGAAAAACCAACUGGUGAUCUGGUUUAAUAGUUUUGUCCAUUAUGUUUGCGCUUGUUACCCAUUGGGUAUUGGGAGAAACUUUGGUGGUCUGUGCAUUGGGUUUGCAUCAGUACUUGAUCACCAGUUGCUCUUGUGAUUUGACUUCUUAUCAACAUCAAUAUCCAUCUAUAAAUAAUUUGUUAUGAUGGUGUGAUGCUUUAGUAGUACAUUUCACAGCAAUUUGUGAAUGCAGCUUUUCAAGAGAAAUUUGGUGAUUGUGAUUUGACUUCUUAUCAACAUCAAUAUCCAUUUAUAAAUAAUUUGUUAUGAUGGUGUGGUGCUUUAGUAUUACAUUUCACUGCAAUUUGUGAAUGCAGCUUUUCAAGAGAAAUUUGGGGGAUAAUUUCAUCAAUUUCAGUCAGACCGUCCCCAUUUUUUUU
This is a messenger RNA of Carica papaya (papaya), 1713 nucleotides long. NCBI's taxonomy places the organism in Eukaryota, Viridiplantae, Streptophyta, Magnoliopsida, Brassicales, Caricaceae. The record is from RefSeq and is a predicted model, not a curated record.